UUUUUUUUUUUAUAGGUCGGCUGUUUCCUGCACCUACGCCACCUUGUUUAACUUACUGCACUCUUUCAGACGAGCUUAAUCUAUUAAAACGUGUAUUAAAACAUCCACCUGUACUGAGGUUUAUGUAGGAUCAUGAGUUUCUUGUACCUGAAAGGUGUUGUGUUUUUCACCUUCAUACCUGUAGUGCUGAAUCUCAAACUUAUGGAUAAUGGGCUCUCUCUGAACUGUACACAAGAGAAAGUACCAUGUAAAGCAGAGUUUAAUAAUUGCAUGUAUAAAGGAUGGCUCAUUCCUUCAGAUUUCACUCCCAGCGGCCCUGAUGAUUUAAAAGUGUAUGUUGACGUGAGAAGAAAUAUGGAAGAUGAUUUGGAGCCAGUGAUUGUGGCUGAAUGGAAAGCAAAGGAUGACGGAAGCAUAAAGGAUUUGAGAGGAACAGAGCUUAGUGUGAUGAAAUCCUCCACCAAUGAGCAUCUGUGUGUUCAUUUCAAUUUCCUGCAGGCAUUUUCGAAGAUGAGAAAUGAUCAUGAUGAAAAGUGGUCUUUUUCUCUGGAUAAAGUUGUGGUAGUUCCAGGCAGUAAAUAUGUAGUGACUGUCUCCAACCUUCCCAAGCCAAAUUUACAACACACUAGUUACAAUGUUAACCGAACAGUUAAUGUUCCAGGUUGUGGCGAUCCUUUGAUGCGAACGACCAAAAUCUGUAUUGAGAGAGGGGAAACAUGGCAACCCAAUAUUACUGUGGAGAGGACUACAGGUCUGAAUGGCAAGGAUAUUCUGUAUGUUGCGUUUAAUCCUGGAGAGAAUGCGGAGAAAUACAACGUUUUUGUAAUGUGCAGUAAGGACCGUGUAACGAAGACUCUUUAUAAUGAGAGCAAGACUUUACUAAAUGUGACAUAUGGCCUGGAGAACUGGCCACGUACAUGCUGCAAUUUCGAUGUUCAGAUCCAGCCAUUUUUUCGGAAGUGUGCCAACGACUGUCGUCGAAUAAACCAUAGUUGUAACAUAUGUGUCCCUGGACCAACAAGCCCUCCUGAGACCAACUCAGUAUUUUGGAUUAUUUGUGUCGGAUUAUGCCUCCUAAUUUGUGGCAUUGGUGUUUUUGCCAUUUAUUUGCAAUGCAGGAAACAACAGAAAGGUGCAGAAAAGCCACUGGAAGAAACACCUCUAGAACCGCCAGUUCUACCCGGCCAACGAUGCAUAUUGAUCAUCUACUCCAGAGAUCACCCUCUUUACACAGACAUAGUCCUGAAGCUUUGCGCCUUCCUGCGGGCUAAAUGCGGCACUGAGGUUGUGUUGGACCUACUUGACGUGACUUGGCUUGGCACCAUUGGCCGGCUGCAGUGGAUUGAGCAAAAAAAGCGAUACAUUGAGCAGACGUCAAACAAGAUCUUGGUCCUCUGCUCCCCAGGAGUGCAAGCCAAGUGGGGGGCGAUCUGCGGAGAGCCUCGAGUCCUCCUCCGAGAGGAUGUGCGCUCUCCGAUCGGAGAUAUGCUUACUCUCGCCCUUCAGCUGAUUACACCUGAUAUGCAGCGUCCGGCUUCCUACGGGAUGUAUUUGGUGGCUUACUUUGAAGAUGUAUGCAGUGCCGGCGAUGUGCCGUCUUUGUUUGACAUUGCGGUCAAAUACAAGCUGAUGAAGCACUUCGAGGAGCUUUACUUCCGUAUCCUGGAUGUGGAGAAGUAUCAGCAAGGGAUGGUGCACUGUAUCGAGGGUAUUGGAAAGGAAGAGUACUUCAAAUGCCCCUCGGGCGAAGCGUUGAGGAAUGCGAUCGAAGCCUUCCAGGUGCACCAAAUGAAGAAUCCGGACUGGUUUGAGAAAGAGUGUGUGACUAGCGAGGAGGAUGUGAGAGGAGAAACUGACGCCCUUAUUGAGGAGUCCAUUCCGCCAAUACGUGAAUUAGUGCCGGUGUAUAACAACGGACUCCCAAUCCUUGUAAAAGAGGUGGACAUCCGUCAAGACACACGGAGCGUGUGCACCGUAAUUCCCCAAAUUCACGAGAAUCCUGAAGAGACGCCCAUAAUGAUUAUUAAUCCUAGAAUCCAGCCAGAUAACAGAGAAGUACUUUCCUAUUAUCCGGCAAUAGAACGUCCUCUUGAAAUACCCAGUGUGACACCAGUGGACCCACAAAUCCAUCCGUAUCUUCUUGCCGAACCAGUACCGGUGGAAACCUCAGAUCCUCCUAUCGCGUUUCCAAUGGGAGAACCGUCAGAUAAUUAUCUGAAGGACAGCAGAAUGCGCUUUUUAGUAGCACCUCCACCCUCGAUGGAGGACAGCUUCCAUUUAUAUGGAGAGAUGUCCCAGCCAGUGGAGAUGGAGGAAAGUGAAAUGGAGGUAGCUUCUGAGAUGAGACCGUCACGAGGGUCCGAUCAGGGAUACGGUUCCAGGUAUUCCACAGUGAGAGAAGACCCCAAGCUUCAGGAAGACCUUUCCUCUCUAGCCAAGUUACAAAUGGAACUUUUACUGAAAAGCCCCAUCUCUUCAAAUUUCUGCAACAAAACAAUGGAGAUCUGAAUUUCUUCAGUGUCUUUUGGCUGGUCGUCAGACCUAAAACAUUCGAACGGAAGGUCAAUAGGAAAUAGGCUAGAUGGAUAAUGAGUUCAGUGAUCAGCUGAUUUAUAAAUGUUUCAUCAAUAGCAAAUUAUUAGACACAAACACAAAGGUGUGAUUUGUUCACUUUUACUAUGGAGCAGAACAAGUACCUUGUUAAACAACUUGAUAUAGAACAGCACAGCACAUGAUUAAGGUUAUGUUUAGCUACCGAACACAAGUCUAAGUCAUUUGGUUGGGCUUGCAAUGAUACAUUUGUCCUGUUUUUCAUAUUAAUUGCUCAGACGAAAUGUUUCAUAAUUUGUAUUAUAUUGCACUAGAGUUACUUUUUUAAUAGUUUAUUCCAGUUUAACAGCUAUAACCAUCUACUAUGGAAGUUUGUGUAAAAUUGUUUAUGAGUAGAUGUCUUUGGUAAUCUUUUGUUGUGUGCUUUUUACUAUAAUUUAGAUAAAGAAUCACUUUAUUUGCUUCAUCAGACUUUGGAACUCAAAUUACUUUUUAACCAAUUUAACCAGGAUACUUCCAGACCCUUGCAGCUGUUACAGUGCAAACAAUGUCUUGUGUAAACAUAACAGUAACUUAACUUGCAAAAUAAAGCCCUUGCAAGAAAAUCCUCUGUAAAACGUUGUGGAACAAUAGAGAGAGAGGUGGGGUUGGAAGUUGA
Molecule: messenger RNA, 3208 nt
Organism: Pimephales promelas (fathead minnow)
Lineage: Eukaryota; Metazoa; Chordata; Actinopteri; Cypriniformes; Leuciscidae
Gene: il17ra1a
Product: interleukin 17 receptor A1a
Molecular function (GO): interleukin-17 receptor activity
Source: RefSeq, a predicted model, not a curated record